AUGGAGAACCGAAUCAACUGGUAUUGUUUGGCGCGUCGUCGGAGUGGACGAUGGUUGUCGACGCGGCCGUUCCUCGCUUUUAUACAAGUUGGGUGAGACCUGCUUCGGGCAAGUGCUGGUUUUGCCAAAUCUUGCCUAUCAGGCCUCCUUCGGCUGGGACAACACAUUACGUGGUGCAGUUCCACGAGACCGUUUCGCCUCGUCUUUUCUCCUUUUUGUUCCGAUGGAUCCCUCUGUACUGUCUGUAAUACAAUCGUAAACUAAAGUUCGGUUCGCUGUGAGACCCGUUUUUCCUGAUGAAAGGAAAGGAAGGAUGUAUUCAUCUUAUCAACAGAGCAUUAAAACUAUAAGCCUUUGUUUGCAGUUUCAUUUUUUGAUGCGCUGGUUUAAGAUAGAAAGAAAAGAAAUUCUCCGAGUUCAUGAAAAUAAAGCCUUGGAAAAAAAAAAAAUUAAAAACAAGCUUUAACUUGAAAAGGCUACAAAGCGAUCACAAAUAAUCAGAAAAACUUACAAGGAAAUCUCAGAAAUUCUAACUUGAACCGCACCGCGUUCGCAUCGCGUCGAGCCAUUCCAAACGUCUCUAUGUGAUUUGAAUUCGUGACGAAGUAUCUAUCGGUAUUUCUAAAGUACGCAAACUUUGAAGUUUUUGGCUGAAGUGCCACCGUUUCGGUUUCCAAGGGGGUUUGGAACAUUUCCUGUGUUUAGGCUCCGAUUUUCAAUCCUUCUGUAAAAUCGAAGAAUUAUCGAUCCAGGAAAAACUCAAAUCGAAAAAGACGGAUCAAAUGAUUGGAAAAAUAUUUAUUUUCCAAAUGAAAAAUUGCUAUUUGAAAAUGAUCCAUGCAAUUUGAAAAUAAAAAUGAGAGCUUUCGAUUCAAACUUCAUAACUUAUCGAAAACUGUGGGAUCUUUUUGAAUCUAUAUUUUUUUAGAGCUCAGUUAGUCGAUUGAAUUUUGUUGUUCUCAAUCCAAUCACAAAAUCUGCAUGAAUCUGAAGCAGUUAUAAGUAAUGAGAGUUUUUUUUUUCCAAAGUCCAAAGUCUUGAAGAUCUGACUUUUUUCUCAUAGGAUCAUAAAAAAAAGAGAUACUCAUUAAUUUGCCACGCUUCAAUCCAACCUGGAAAAAACGCGGCCUUCAGGCGAUAAUUGUUUUUGUUUUCUUGACGCCGCGUUGAAAAAGUGUGUGCUCAUCUGCCCCAACGAUUGUGCUCGUUGGCCAUAAAAGGCUGUUGGCCGACGGCAGUUCAUUUCCCGAUGAUUCCGACGAUUUUCUUGUGGUUGGCGCUGAUCCAAGUCGUCAGAGCCGCCGAGGUCUGCGAGGCGGGGGCCAUGAAACGGGAGCAACGCUGCGCCAACAUUUUCGAAGACCUCAGCGACUGCAGAAACGCCUCCUUUAAGCCAAUGCUCAUGGUUUGAGUUUUUCUGAAAAAAAAGGUAGAUUCGAGAUGGGUCCAUAUUUCGCAUACAAGAGUAAAUUUGGAAUUAAAGAAGUUUAUCAUACGCUUCUUCCCUCACCAUCCAUAAGUUUCUGAGAAAUUUUGGAACAUCUACUACGAUCUUAGGACUGCCUGGUGACGUGCGGCUCUUGCGACUCCUACCGUUGCCAGAACCCCCAGCCAGAAAACGUGCUCAACUGCACGGCCCUGGCCGACCAAUGUGAGGAUCCGACCUUCGUCCAGUUCAUGAAGGUCAGUUCCCAAAGUCUUUAAAAAUCUCAAGAUCUCGCUGUCAGGAGAAAUGUCCGUUCACUUGCGGCAAAUGUGACGUCAAGAACUCGAAUCUCUGCAAAGAUCUGCAGAGCGCGACGGUCUGUUCGUCGAUGGCAGUUGGUUGUUGGAAGUCUUGAAUCGGGAAUCUUCUGUCUCUUUUCAGCCUUUCUGCAACUCCGUCGACUACUACGACCUGCUCACUGUCCAGUGUCCUUCGACGUGCAAUAGAUGCUCGCGAAACGGCGUCACAGUCAAACCAGGGGGUAUUCUAAUACCAAAAAUAGCUUGUUUUGAAAAAGUCAAAAAAGUUGAGCCGCGCCGCUAUGAUCAAAGGGAGAGCUUCAAAAAAAGCUUUUCACAACCAAAAACGAAACAUUUUUUGCUAAAAUUCCAAGAAAUCAUGAUUCCUGCAAGCAAAUUUAGGUCCAAGCUAUUACUUCCAAAUUGUUGAGAAAAAAAUUAUUGACUUUUGAAUCUUUUUAUUUGUCAGGCGAUUAUCAGUUCAAAUUCCAAAAACAUUAUAAAGUUAUAAGGCAAGAAAAAAAUAUCAAAACUUUUUAUAAAAAAAUUUUUUUAUACUCGGAAUCAGAAGCUUAAUUUUUGAAAGAUUGCAUGAUUUCUUUUCUUGAUAAAUUGGAUUUACGACUUUUUACUGUACAAAACUUUCACAGAAGCUUUGCAAAUCUAUAAAACUUUCUUAUUUUUUUUAACUUUGAACAUUGCUUCGGCUCGUAAAAGUCUUCAAAAACACUUCAAAAACUUCAACUUUUCUUCAGAAUGCGCCGACAUGGCUUCGGACUGCGCGAAGAACUCGAUGCGAUGCACGUCUCCGAACUACGCUCCACUGAUGCAUCGACUCUGCCGGAAGACGUGCAACGCUUGCAACGUCACUUGCGAGGACCAAGCCCCCAAGUAGAAUUCCAUCUUUUUCACUUUUCCAUGAAUUUCAUUCUUCAGCUGCGCAUCCUGGGUCAAUCGCGGCUUCUGCAGAGCCUUCAAAAAGCCCGAGGCGAUGAAAAGCUGCGCGAAAAGCUGCAAUUUCUGCUCACAACGACCUUGA
Messenger RNA from Caenorhabditis auriculariae, 2764 nucleotides. Lineage: Eukaryota; Metazoa; Nematoda; Chromadorea; Rhabditida; Rhabditidae. The record is from the annotation of a GenBank genome assembly.